GUGGCCAUGGCGGCAGCGCAGGGCUACAGUGGCGGUGGCGGCGGCGGCGGCAGCGGCGGCGGGAGGCAGUUCAUCUCCAUCGUGAAGGACGACCGCACGCAGAACGCCUACGGCGAGAACACCUUCGAGUUCGUGGCCGCCAACGGCAUCGUCCGCUACGAGUCCGGAAAGGAAAACAACGGACACGUGCAGGAGGGAGGCUGGAGGUACCAGGCGCCGGAGGGUAUCCCUGUGGAAAUCACCUUCGUGGCUGACCAGGGUGGCUACCAGCCCCAGGGAGACCUCCUCCCCGUGGCCCCACCUCUUCCCUACCAGAGGACGCAGUCCUUCGGAGGAGCAGCAGGAGGCGGAGGAGGAGGAGGAGGAUAUACGUGAGUCUGAAAGAGUCCUGCUGACUUCGCUCGGGUCUCGACCCGGUUGUCUAGCGGAGGGGCUGGUCUCAUCGCUAAUCAUGACACAGUUAACUCAUUUCACAGCUACAGAUAGAAAAA
Penaeus vannamei (Pacific white shrimp) is the source of this 491-nucleotide messenger RNA. Its product is annotated as cuticle protein AMP1A-like. The record is from RefSeq and is a predicted model, not a curated record. Lineage: Eukaryota; Metazoa; Arthropoda; Malacostraca; Decapoda; Penaeidae.